GAGAAUGUCGUCAUUGUCAUACUGAGAAAACAUCAACAAAGAAAUUUUCAACUGAAAAUAAUAUAGAUCCAGGUAAUGUACCUGAAGAACUCCAAGGAUUUACAGAAAUUGAAGAGAUGUUAAUUGCUCAA
This is a messenger RNA of Racocetra fulgida, 131 nucleotides long. Lineage: Eukaryota; Fungi; Glomeromycota; Glomeromycetes; Diversisporales; Gigasporaceae. The record is from the annotation of a GenBank genome assembly.